AUGGCCGGCAUAUCCAUGACCUCCGACGAUCUUCCGACGUUGUGCGAAGAAUCGUUGCCUGAAUCGAACAAACGAGAGGAAGAAGAAGAAGAAGAAAAAGAAGAAGAAGAAGAAGAUGCCCCUGUGUUAGAAAGCGAGAGUGAGGCCGAAGGAACUGAUUCAGACGGCGACGAUGAGGACUUCUAUGGGAGAAGCGCCGAGAGAAAUCGUUUUGGAUAUCGAUGGCCGCCACCUCCCUGGCUUGCGCCGAGGUCAUGGAGAUUUGCUGGAAAUCCUCGUUAUUCAAGAUGCCUGUACGGCGAUGACAGAUUUGCUGGAAAUCAUUAUUAUUCAAGAUGUCUGUACGGCGACGACAGAUUUGCCGGAAAUCCUUAUUAUUCAAGAUGCCUGGACCGCGAUGACAAAUUUGCUGGAAAUCCUUAUUAUUCAAGAUGCCUGGACCGCGACGACAAGCCUACCGCAAUUGUGGGAGCAGGACUGGAAAAUUUGGGAAAUACUUGCUUCCUGAAUGCAGUGAUGCAAUGCUUUCUCCACACUGUCCCAUUCCUCCACGGCAUUCUUUCGGAUAAACAUUCUAAUUGUGAUAAAGAAAGUUUUUGCUUAUUAUGUGCUGUGCGGUUGCUCAUUAAUCAUUCGCUGACGAGGAGAAACGGACCUGUUUCGCCUUUGGGUCUUGUGAACAACUUGAGCUAUUUUUCGUCAGGCUUCAAAAGGUUUCAACAGGAAGACGCUCAUGAAUUCCUUCAGUGCUUUCUGGAUAGGCUUGAAAGCUGUCAUGUGUCUUCACAUAGUAAUAACAUGGUGAAGCAAAUAUUUGGCGGCCGUCUUGUCAGCAAACUGAAGUGUUGUAGCUGUGGCCACUGUUCUGACACUUAUGAGCCAUUGAUUGACCUGAGUUUGGAAAUUGAGGAUGCAGACAACCUUUUGACGGCUCUUCAGUCGUUUACAAAGGUUGAAAUAAUUGAAGAUCUGGAGACCAAGUUUACAUGUGAAGAGUGUAAGGAGCAAGUAUCCAUAGAAAAGAAGCUUUCCUUUGACCAGGCCCCAACAGUGGCCCUGUUUCAGUUGAAGAGAUUCAAAAGUGAUGGUUGCUUUGUUAAUAAAAUUGAUAAACACGUGGAGUUUCCAUUAGACUUGGACUUGCAGCCUUUCAUGUUAGGCGGCAAUGACAUCGCUUUGCAGAUGGAACUUAAGUAUGUACUACAUGCUGUUGUGGUGCAUGUUGGAUUGACACCGACAUCUGGGCACUACUAUUGCUUCAUUCGCCUAUCUCCUGGCAUGUGGUGCAAGUUUGAUGACUCAAGGGUUGUGCCUGUCACUGAAAAUUAUGUGCUAUCUCAAGAGGCAUACAUUCUGUACUAUGCAAAAGAGGAUACAACCUGGUUUUCAAAUUUUGUCGAAACUCAAGAGUACUUUAGCCUAGAUUCAAAAGCAGUGGACACACCCAAAUCAGUCUUAGAUAAAGUAUACACCUCCCCACCGUCUCCUAGUUCGGAGAAAAAAUCUUCUCGUGAUUGUUAUGAAGUGAGCUGUGAUGUUGGUUCAGAACUACGGGAAGAUGACAAUAACAAUGAGACUACAGAUGGUGUACAGAUGCAUGAUAAUUUGGAGACCAGUGAAAAAAUUGAUGAUAAUCCUCAUGGGACGACUACUUUAGAAGCACAGCCAUGUGCAGGGCCUUCUUUAGACAUACCUUCUCCCAACGCCCCAAAAGAGGUAUCGUCCACAUUUUGUGAAAAGCUAAACAGACCUAGUGAGGAAGGAGGAGGUGCUGCAAAUAAUCAGAUCAACCCUUCAGAAAACUGUCCGAGAUCUCCUAGUCCGGAGGUUUACAGAGAGGACCCAACUGAUGCAGGUAUCAUGAUUCCACGUGACCAUCUGAAAACAGUAGCUUGCAAGAGGCACCUUGAGAAAGAUAUGGAUGAUGCAGAAACAAAGCAAGCUUACUCAUUAAUAAGAAGGAGAAUGCCUGGUUUGAGAGGUCAGCAAAUGAUGGCUGCUCUAAUGGGGUCCAAAUUCAAAGCUCCUGCAAAUCCGGAAAAGAGUAGAAAAUUGGGAAAAGGUGAUUCGAGCAUCAGACCUGUGGUUCGUCCUUUGAUGGCCGAGAUUCACAGGUAG
Striga hermonthica is the source of this 2118-nucleotide messenger RNA. The record is from the annotation of a GenBank genome assembly. NCBI's taxonomy places the organism in Eukaryota, Viridiplantae, Streptophyta, Magnoliopsida, Lamiales, Orobanchaceae.